UUUAACUGCGUGAUAGUUACUAGUUUGACGAGCAUUAGAAAACUAGGCAGUAGCUUAAGUAAGUGUACAGUGACAUCAGUGCGUUCUGGAUACAAUGGAUGAAAGUAUUAGUGAUAAUUAUCAUGAAGAUAUCAACAUGAAAUCUAAAUCUGUUGAUCAAGAAGCCACUCUACUAGAUGACAAUGAUAUUGCAAAAAUAAUUGAACGUAAAACAGGUGUGUCGAAUCAAUCGGUAAUAAACUGGCGUCUCGAGCCAAUCACAAGUUCUUACGGAUUCUUGGGAUCGUACUACCAACUCAUUGUCACAGUCAGCAAGAGUAAUAAUAUCAAUGGUGAAAGUAAUGAUAUUGGCGCGAAAAAUACAGAAUACCAUUUUUUUGCAAAAACUCUACCGGUGUCGGGGCCACAACGUGAGGUUGUGUUGCAAAUAGGAAUUUUUAACAAAGAGAUUGUUAUGUAUGAUGAUAUGAUACCGAGGAUUGGUAGUAAAAGAGAAUCCAAUUGGUCCCCGGAGUGCUAUUUGUGCAAACGAGAUGUCAUCAUUGUGAUGGAAGACCUUAAGCAUCAGAAUUAUACAACACUUGGAAAAGAAGUGAUAUUUGAUUAUGACAUUCUUUCAAGUCUCUUUGAAACUUUCGCCAAGUUUCAUUCAAGAUCCUUGAUUUUUGAAGAGCAGUUACGUGCCCAAGGUAAAACAUUACAAGAUGUUUGGCCUGAUCAGCUCAAUAUUGGACUUUUUAGUAACCACGAAAAGUCAAUACUGUAUCGAAAAUCAGCACUUAUGGGAAUUUUUUGUAUGGUUAAAGCCAUUGAUAAUCUCACAGACAAUCAAAAAGACAUAAUAAUUAAUAAAAUUACCAGGUGGUUUGAAUGUUUAGUGGAAGCAUUCAAGCCAUCAUCUAAAUACCGCAACGUCAUAGCUCAUCAAGAUGUUUGGACAGCCAAUGUCAUGUUUCUGAUGGAUGGUCAAGGUAAACCUCAAAAGUGUCGUCUGAUUGAUUUUCAAUUUUACGGGUAUCUCAAUCCAGCUAUGGACCUAAUGGUAUCAUUCUACAUGACUACUAAUCGUAUGAUCCGUGACAAUUUCUCCGAUACGCUUAUUCAAUACUAUUACAACUGUGUAAAACAGUGCUUAGAAAAUGAAAGUCUUGACAUAGAAAAAAUUUUACCAUGGAAUGAAUUCAAACAAUCUUGCAAAGAUGCACGACCUUGGGGAUUGAUGUGCUCAUUGAUCAACUUACAACUUGCGCUUCUAGAUGACCAUGUUCGUGAAAAAUAUUACGUACGUUCUCCUGAGCUACUUGAAAACAUUUCGCUCGGCAGUGGACGGAUUGAACUUGUCUCAAUGCAGUUUAAAACCAAUCAGCUGUACCGAGAGAGACUCACAGAAAAUAUUUUCGAAGUUCUUGAACAAUUUUCUGACCAAGUAACGGUUUAGUUGGACGGUUAAUAAGUCUAAGGAUAUUAUUUGUUACAGUUGCAGAAUCUUAUCUGUAUGCUUGAUCAUAUUUCUUAACGACAAUUUCAAAAAAGAAACUUUUUUUUUCCAUACACAAUAUAAAUAUAUGUUUUUAUAUAUGAU
This is a messenger RNA of Microplitis demolitor, 1582 nucleotides long. RefSeq names its product Ecdysteroid kinase domain-containing protein-1. The record is from RefSeq and is marked provisional. The transcript has a single exon. Lineage: Eukaryota; Metazoa; Arthropoda; Insecta; Hymenoptera; Braconidae. Bases 95 to 1438 code for a protein of 447 amino acids.